AUGGCGGCGAACGGAACGACGUCGUCUUUGGGAGGGAGGAGCGAGAGUGAGAAGGAGAAGACGAAGAUGAGAGAGAGACAGAGAAGAGCCAUAACUGGAAAGAUCUUCCAUGGAUUGAGGAAACACGGCGGUUACCGCCUCUCACCCCGCGCCGACAUCAACGAGGUCCUCCGUUACCUAGCCGCCGAGGCCGGCUGGACUGUCCUCCCCGACGGCACCACCUUUCGCUCUAACGUCGGGAAUUGCUGUCCGACGUGCGGCGAGACGCGAUCGAGUGCGACGCCGACGCCGAGCAGCACCGUCGUCGUCGCCGGUGGCGGAGGAGGAGAGUGUUCGACGACGGCGUCUCCGCGGCGUUUCACCGUCGGAGAUCCGGCGAUCGCUGUGCCUGCUUCCUCGCUCUGCAAUGUCGCUGGCGGAACUUCCUCAGUCGACGGCGACAUCCCGAUGGCGGCGCUUUACAAUAUGUACGGUGGUGGAUUUCCCGGCGGGCUCCAACAGUACUCUUCCGUCGUCUUCAAUGGCGGAGGGCCGUCGCCGGUGGCGUUUCAGCAGCAGCACUUGCAGGAGGCUAGGGCUUCCAACCAGAACACGCCGGUCGGCUCGCCUCUGCGCCGCGCGUAA
This is a messenger RNA of Morus notabilis, 624 nucleotides long. RefSeq names its product protein BZR1 homolog 4. Bases 1 to 624 code for a protein of 207 amino acids. Gene Ontology annotation, molecular function: DNA-binding transcription factor activity. Gene Ontology annotation, biological process: DNA-templated transcription; brassinosteroid mediated signaling pathway. The record is from RefSeq and is a predicted model, not a curated record. NCBI's taxonomy places the organism in Eukaryota, Viridiplantae, Streptophyta, Magnoliopsida, Rosales, Moraceae. The transcript has 2 exons.